GCCCUCGAUUCUUUCAAAAAGGAGGAAAACGAAAGGCGAGAAGGCAUUUCGAAUUUGAGGGAAAAGAUAAGCCGAGAAAAACCAUGACUAACCAACUCUGCAAGCUGUUCGUCGGUGGAUUGAACGUACAGACGACAAAUGAGGGACUUCGACAACAUUUCGAGCAGUACGGUCAGCUUACCGACUGCGUUGUGGUUCAGAAUCAGCAACUACAGCGGUCCCGCUGUUUCGGCUUUGUGACCUACUCGACUGAGCAGGAGGCCGACGCAGCAAUGGCCGCCAGACCACACACCGUAGACGGCCACGGCGUGGAAGUGAAAAGAGCCGUGGCGCGAGAAGACGCCGGGAGACCAGAGGCCCACGCCAAGGUAAAGAAAAUUUUCGUCGGUGGGCUUAAAGACGAUAUAGAAGACGAACACCUACACGACUAUUUUUCCCAAUAUGGCGCUAUCGAGAAGGCUGAAGUUAUCAGCGACAAGCAGACCGGCAAGAAGCGUGGGUUCGGCUUUGUCUACUUUGAAGAUAACGACUCUGCCGACAAAGCGGUGGUGCUGAAAUUUCACACUGUCAAUGGACACAAAGUGGAGGUGAAGAAAGCCCUGACCAAGCAGGAGAUGCAGGCUGCUGGGGGACGAGGCGGCAGGGGGGGGAGAGGCGGACGAGGAAUGGGACGGCCUCAAAAUGGCUACGGUGGGGGAAGAGGAGGUGGUUACAGCAGCUAUGGUGGUGGCUAUGGGGGAGGAGGCUACGGAAGCAGUGAUGGCGGAUACGGCGGCGGCGGCUAUGGCAGCGGAGGAGGCUACGGUGGAAGUUACGGAGGAACCGGCGGGUACGGAGGAGGCUAUGGCGAUAGCUAUGGUGGCGGAAAUGGCUACAGUGACUUUGGCAGCGGAUACGGCCAACAGUCAUCUGGCUACGGGCCCAUGAAAGGAGGCAGCAGCUACUCCGGCCGAAGCAGUGCCCCUUACUCCCGAGGGGGUGGAGGAGGCUAUAGCAGGGGGGGCUACGGCGGCUCUUACUAAGCCGAGAGACUGGGUCGAGCGGCCGUUUCGUCUCUUUGCCGCCAGUUAUAGCCAUUUCUUUGGACAUCAAACAGAACUCAAAACAGUCAAGUUUGCUAUUGCUGAGACACCUGGCAAAAUAGCGGACACUGAAUCCUAAUCCUAAAGAAGACCUCGAGUGACCCUAACAGGAAGCUUCAGUGGCCUGCCCUUGCCCCCUCCAAUCACCUGUGGCUUUUCAUUGGCUGCAAACGGUUUUGGUGGCGUGUGCAAAGGACCGGGAAAAUUUCCAGGAACGUCCUCAACCGCUCAGGGACGGCUGAGCGGCUUGGCGUGUUCUGCCCCUCGUGCAACGGAAGUGUGCUGAGCUGCUGCCUGAGACGUCUGCUGUUGGUGGGGGCGGGGGGGUAAAGGGGCGGCGGGCAGUGUGGCAGAAUUUUCGAAGAUCUUUUAAAAUGUAAAGAAGUUUUUUUUGGAAUUGCCUUUUAGUGGGUUUUUAAAACAUUUUUUAUCAUGGACAUUUUAUGCUUUUUUUAAAAAAAAUUAUUUUUUAUUUUUUACCGCUUCUGGAGACUAACUUAAGUCUUCCAUUCUUUUUUGAGCAAACAGUCCGUUUCAUCAUGAUUAUAUUAUGGUGAUUACUUCAGUUCAUAUUUUAGAUGCAUGUAAAUACAAGAUGCUGAACUUUAUUUUUUAAAAUUUAAACUGGUUGUGGGUGGCGUCCUCCAACUGCUUGUGGUGCUUUAAUGCCUGAUAAAAUUUAAAUGCAAUGCUGCUUUAGUAGUGAUUUUUUUCAAUUUUUUAUUUUUUUCACUUCUCAACUGAUGCUCAAAAAUAAAAUAAGUAUAUGAACAUGUUAAA
Anguilla rostrata (American eel) is the source of this 1862-nucleotide messenger RNA. Its product is annotated as heterogeneous nuclear ribonucleoprotein A0-like. Gene Ontology annotation, cellular component: catalytic step 2 spliceosome. The transcript has 3 exons. Gene Ontology annotation, molecular function: mRNA 3'-UTR binding. Gene Ontology annotation, biological process: mRNA splicing, via spliceosome. NCBI's taxonomy places the organism in Eukaryota, Metazoa, Chordata, Actinopteri, Anguilliformes, Anguillidae. The record is from RefSeq and is a predicted model, not a curated record. Bases 84 to 1022 code for a protein of 312 amino acids.